AUGGACACAACCAACUACGGCACCGGGGCCCAGAUCGAAGAUGUUCCCCGGCCGACGCUGCUUCAAUUCUUCAAGAGGCUUUCUAUCAUGGAGUUGGUCUACUUUCUCGCUUCUGGUGCCGUACGCCUGUCUAUAUUAGCGUUUCUUCCACGCUUGAGCAAGAACAAGAUAUAUAUCUGGAGCAUAUACGCUCUCAAUGCUAUGGUGAUCAUAGUCAGUUUGUCGGGAUUCUUUUUCGUCUUGACAGAAUGCUCGCAGAUACCUGAUGUCUUCAAUUAUUCUAGCACAUGGCGACAAUGCAGAGACAAACGCGAAGAGCGAUCGAUGAUGCUGGGCCAUGCCAUUAUUUGCAUCUUUGUUGAUUGUAUGCUGGUCGUCCUUCCGCUAUGUGUUGUGACGAACUACGUCAAAAUGGGCGUCAAGGCCAUACAAAUCUUGCUGGUUUUUUCUCUGGGAAUCUUUGCUGUCGUUACUGGCAUCGUUCGAUUUUCCAUUAUCGUCACGACGGACUUCGGUGUAAACACGACGUACAAGAUGCUCACUGUAGCUGCAUGGACCGACGCCGAGCUCCAUGUUGGUCUCUGGGUCGGCUGUUUCCCCGCCCUGCAACCUCUACUCCGACAUGUAACUUUAAUGCUCGGAAUGCGCAGCCAGUUGGACAGCACAGGUGCCGCAAGCAAGAGGAACACGAUGACGUCCACGGCAACUUCCAAUAGAAAAAGCGCUUUGGACAGGUGGUCACGGAGUUCUGGUAACGUGCGCAGUGAGAGCGCCGGAAGCCAGCCGUUGGAAAGCGGCGCUGGGCAAGUCGAGGCUGUAGGUGGCCAGUCUGGCGAUGUUGAGAUGGUGGAUCUCGAGAAGGGGGAAGGCGCUGGUCAAGUUGGCAAGCAACCAGAGAUCUCGACACCAGGAAAAGUGGGUGAGAGCUUAUGA
Molecule: messenger RNA, 933 nt
Organism: Colletotrichum costaricense
Lineage: Eukaryota; Fungi; Ascomycota; Sordariomycetes; Glomerellales; Glomerellaceae
Exons: 5
Coding region: 1-933 (310 amino acids)
Source: RefSeq, a predicted model, not a curated record